This is a messenger RNA of Symbiodinium pilosum, 1410 nucleotides long. Lineage: Eukaryota; Dinophyceae; Suessiales; Symbiodiniaceae. The record is from the annotation of a GenBank genome assembly.
AUGGCGCAACAGAUCAGCCGUGACAGCUUUGCAAAGCACGCAAGCAGCGUCAUGGUUCUUACUUUCGAGUUGGGCGUGGACAGUCAUGGGGCUCAGGAGAAGGUUCUGGAGGCGAUCGAUGCCGCAGACUGCAGCGUCCUGGAUAUCUACAUCUACUUGCCGGCCUUCUGUAGAUCAUCCAUUGUUCCUGGGCCUUCCAAGAGAGCCCAGCGGCUCCUGAAGGCCGCUCGGGCCUCAGGUCUGCUCGAAGGUCUCGUGCAAGAUGCCCUGGAGGUCCCCGUGCUGCGCCUGUUACCGCCGAAACUGCUGGACGGUGCCGAGCUCCAAACCCCUGCCAACAUACAAAGCUUCGGAUUUCGGACGGUAAACCUCGAGGGCAAGGUUUUCGUCGUGGAGUCGGUCGUCCAAGACGGCUGGGCACAGAUCUUUGGGAUGCGUGAGGCUGACAAGAUCUUGUGGAUCAAUGGGCUGCCUACUUCAGCCUUGAGCUGGGGUGAGGUUCUUCAUUGGAAUUGCAGUGGGCCUUUGACAAUGUUCAUUGCGCGCAGCGCCGGAGGCAGUUCGAGGAUGGAGGAGUCCUGCGUGCUUCUUUUCCAAGCCGCCUGGCGCGUGCAGCGAAAAGGGCUGGGACGCCGUAGCCUGGCUCUGCUGGACCCUCCGGCGCCCCUUGGAUUGGAUCCCGAGUCGUGGGGGGAGCGAGCGGGAGCAGCUGUGGGAGACAAGCUGCGGGCCAUUGACCAAUUCAGAACAGACGGCCUCACGGAUGCUAAAUUCGCACAGCUGCUUUUGGAGCGACCUAUUCGCCUGACUUUUGACUACUGGGCGGGCUUGUGGGACCAGACGCGGUUUACAGUGUUGGCUGGGAAAGCAGAUGAGCAGCUGGGCUUUCGGCUAGCAAACAUGCCUCCAGCCCCAUAUCUUGCGGUGGAAAAGGUAGACGACUGCUCUUGGGCUGCCCGCAUGGGAGUGCAGAGCGGUGAUAAGCUCUUGGCUGUAUAUCGCCGGCGAACAGGAGAGAUUUCUGCAGAGCAGCUGGUGAACAUGUUCAAGGGUUUUCGUCCACUGCGUUUGACCUUCAGCCGCCUCGAGCGCUUCACUGUCACUGUCCUGCAGCAAGAAAGAAGUAUGGGUGUGCAGACUAACUCUGUUCCCCCAGCAGCUUUUCUGGAGAUCCGGAAGGUGGAGCCGGGUUCCUGGGGCGAGUCUGCUGGCAUUUUUGUUGGGGAUGCGCUGGUGGCAUUGAAUGGGCAGUGCCUGGACAACAUGGCCAGAAGGGAGUUCAUCAGACUGAUGAAGGAAGAGCGGCCCUUGUCCCUCACCAUCGAUCGGAAUCAUGGAGCGAAUUCAGUUGUCCAGUUUGACCGGUACACCCUCACGGCAAGUCUGGAGCUUGGCAAUUUUCAAGUUUGA